Molecule: messenger RNA, 3509 nt
Organism: Alosa sapidissima (American shad)
Lineage: Eukaryota; Metazoa; Chordata; Actinopteri; Clupeiformes; Clupeidae
Gene: she
Product: Src homology 2 domain containing E
Exons: 6
Coding region: 555-1889 (444 amino acids)
Molecular function (GO): phosphotyrosine residue binding
Source: RefSeq, a predicted model, not a curated record
CACCCAGAGACCCUUGAGCACUCAGCUUUGUGACUGUUGCUCAGAUUGGACGCACCGGGAAUGGGAUCUCUUGUGAGAGUGAAGAAAAACUUCCAAUUUUUCCGCGUUUACGCUCUGCAGAGACUACUCUUCAUCCUGCGGGAAUAGCUGCUCAAGUAGAGAACAGGGAAGACGACAAAUGAAAAAUAGGUAAAUCAGUUGGGAAGAGGAGUUAGAAAAGAAACACGAAUGGGAUGAAAUAUUGUAACUUACCUUAUUUAUGCACUAACGUAACACGCUCCUAUAUAUGCGCUUGACAUUGUAAAAUGAGGCUUUAAAUAUUACAGUAGGCUAGGCUAAUUUGGGAAAAGGGGAGAGAAUAUUGACAUUCAAAUUAGGCAACGCUUGCGUAAAAGCGCACGAGGACCAGGGUAAUCCACUAAAAUUAAAAACGAUCAAUUGGAAUUUGACCAGGAAAGACAAUACAAUUCUGCUAAGUAUUGUGGGUAGUGUAUGGAGAGAGGCGCAGCAAAAUUGCCAACCUGUAGAUUAUUACUGGUCUCACAGAUAAAACCAUGGCAAAGUGGUUUAAAGAUUUCCCGACUAGUCUGAAAAGUGGGACCGAUCGCAUCCGUUCGGCCUCGGAAUCAGGUGCCCAUGGUCGGCCAAAAGGUAUAGUGGCAGCAGGUACUGGGGCAAAGGGCAGUGUGCGUAAAAAUUCAGAAAAUGGUAACAGUGGAGGUGGUGUGGGUUCAUUGCUUUCCGGGAGAAAUCGGAAAAAUUCGGCAAUUGAAUUGGGACGGAAUCAACCAAGUACUGGGGCAAGUCCUCUGAAAGAUGGAAAGAUAUGGGAAAUCUUUAUUCCUGGGAAAGGCAAGAAGAGCCCUAAGUUUGACGGAGGAUUCGAAGAUCACCGAACCCUCAGGACCUCAAGUCUGGCAGAUGCUUACAUCAACAGAAUGAUCAAGGUGGACAAACAAGACAAAGGCCAAAAGCACAAUUUCGGGACUGGAGAUGCAACAGCUGCAGACAACGAGAAAGGAAAGGCAACUUUGAAGACGGAAACGUUGAUAAUCCUGGAGGAUUACGCUGACCCAUUUGAUGCUGAGAGAACGAAGGAGCAGAGAGACGCUGAGAGAGAAGGAGAGAAUGAUGGCUACAUGGAGCCCUACGACGCCCAGCUCAUUAUUACAGAAAUCCGCCGGCGAGGCUCGCGGGAUCUGCUGAAGGUGUGUGUGGUGCUGAAGGGCGAGGAGGAGGGCGGCACGACCCAGAUCUACGAUGUGCCCUACGAGGAGGUGCUGGAGGGCAUCCCCCUGACCCGGCCCGAGUGCGACCCCCGGCCCCAAGCCGAGUACGAACUCCCCUGGGAGUGGAGGAAAGAGCAGAUCGUCAGAGCCCUGUCAGCCCAGCUUGAUGGAGUGGAGAGCGUGACCAGCAGUAAAGAGGACACAGUGCUCUCCCCUCGGCAGCAGAGACAGAAGAGCUGGACCCCCAAAACGCUGCGUCCUUCUCCCCCGUCCCCCACACUCACCCCCACCCCUGCUGCCCCAACCGACAGUGACACAAAACCUGUGGACCCCACUGUACCACUGGAGAAGCAAAGCUGGUACCACGGCUCAGUGAGUCGGCAGGAGGCGGAGGCCCAGCUGCAGAACUGCAAGGAGGCCAGCUUCCUGGUGCGCGACAGCGAAUCAUCAACCAGCAAAUACUCCAUCGCCUUAAAAACCAGUCAGGGCUGUGUCCACAUCAUCGUGGCGCAGACCAAGGAGAGCGGCUACACUCUGGACCAGAGUAGUUGUGUGUUCCCCAGCAUCCCGGAGGUGGUGCACCACUACUGCACCCAGCGCCUGCCCUUCACCGGAGCCGAGCACAUGACCCUCCAGCAUCCUGUGCCUCGCACACAUUAGUGACCCCCUCAUCACGUGAUGACUCUCCAGCACCCUGUGCCUCGCACACAUUAGUGACCCCCUCAUCACGUGAUGACCUGACCUGUCGGGCACGUCCAGCGAAAGUUAAACUUUGAUAGAGAAGACACAAAGAAGAGCCCAUUCCCUGCACACACACUGGCCCUAAAACAAACAUACUUCCUCUACAUGUACACCUACACACAGACACACACAAUCAAACACGAACCACACACACACACACACACACACACACACUCACACUCACACAUACACUCACACACACACACACACACACACACACACACACACACACACACACACACACACACACACACACACACACACAGACAGACACACACAUACACGCACUCAAACACACACACAGACAUUGGCCUUAUUAUUAUGUUAUUAUUGAUUACCCAAAUGUAAAUCCAUCUACAAACUGGCCUCAGCCAGCUAUGCCAUCCCCACUGAAAUAGAGAGCAAGAACUGCUCCAGUCAUCGUCCAGAACCCUCACCCACCCCUGCCUCACACCGAAGAGCCUACAUGAAUGACCUCAAUGACAUGACGAUAUCUCAUGUCAUUUACACAGUUACACAUUUACAGUGAGCCUAGAGCAUAAUGCAUGCACACUCAAACCAUAAUGUGGCCUGAUAUCAGUAAGCACUGGAAACCCACUUUUACCCACUCGAAACCCAAAAGGACACUUUUAUCUAAAGAGAUUUAACUUUGGCCCAAGUAAAGACCUGACACACAAACAGUUACAUAGUCACACACAGGGUAGGGCACACACACACACACACACACACACACACACAAACAUCUACACUGACCUCUUCAGAACACCUGAAACACCCACUAUUUACUAAUUCACUAAUUUAAAUUACCAUUAUAAAAUGUAUUAAAUUCAAAUAUGUUUUCAAUUCUGAAUGGGGUGUGAAAAAACUCUCAAAUAUUUUUUACUUAAAAAAAAAAAAAAAAAUGUUUAGUACUUUUUUAAACCACACGCCAAGUGCCAUAUAGUCUGAUAGCUUUGUGUAAUGUUAAUCUCAUGUUGUGAUGUUGAUUUGUGGAAGAGGUAGUAUUCGUUGGUGACGUUUGAUGUUCUGUAUUCUGGGAAUCAGGAGUGCCGUCGCGUCAUCGGUUCGUGCCGAGCAGUGUGACUGAUAUUAUAACCCGCUUGAGGGUAGAGACUCCACCGCACAGCCUAGUGGCCAUACUCCACCACUGCACUGGCCCACUGUUUCCAAUUCCACAGUGCUGCUUUCCAAUUCACCGCAUUAAGGGCGUGUUAUCGCUCGGUGGCAACAGGCACGGCGCGCGACUUAACACGCUUCAAAUAAAGGACAUAUUUUUAGUAAACAAAAGCAGAGUCUUUUGUGAAACGUGUUUUUGUCCUUCUCUUGCUUGUUUCACUGUGUGUUAUAUUGUUCAGUGUGUACAUUGUCUGCAUGACACCCCCCCCCCCCCCUCCCCACACCCACAUUCAUUUAUUUUUUUGUGUUUGUACUUUUUGAUUUUGAGCAAGCCAAGAUUAGCUUGUUUGGUCGGAUCAAUAGACCAAAGUGAAGCGCCCAGCUCAAUCAAAUACAAUUAAUUAAAGCCGUUGAUUGAGCACC